Molecule: messenger RNA, 1828 nt
Organism: Macadamia integrifolia
Lineage: Eukaryota; Viridiplantae; Streptophyta; Magnoliopsida; Proteales; Proteaceae
Product: glucan endo-1,3-beta-glucosidase 1-like
Exons: 3
Coding region: 245-1474 (409 amino acids)
Biological process (GO): carbohydrate metabolic process
Molecular function (GO): hydrolase activity, hydrolyzing O-glycosyl compounds
Source: RefSeq, a predicted model, not a curated record
GGUCGUGUGCUUCACACUUUCCAUACGCCUUUGUUCCAACUUCCUACACUCUCUUCGAUACCCCAAGGGUGAAAAUACUAAAACCCGUUUAGAAUCCGCCAUUUUAUAACUUCUCUUUGUGCUAAAACCCAAAUCCAGAUAUUUUUCUCUGCAGUCUGCACUCCAUAACCCACCACUUUCUCAAGGUUUGCAGGCCUCAGUAGCCCUUGUUAAAGUUUCUGAUCGCUUCCUCUAUUCAUCAGAGAUGUCGCGGACGGUGGUUUUUACCUUUCUUUCCCUUCUUUUUCUGAUGGGUUUCAGCGAUGCAGGUCAAGAAUCAAUGGAAACAUUAAACAUUGUUGACCCUAUUCCCACUCUCCUUCUAACUUUGUCUCACAUUAAUGUCCCUGUUGCUGUGUCUGUGAGGGAAAGUGAGCUUUAUGAGGUUUCUUCUAGUGUUUUGAUGGCAGAAAACUGGGUCAGGGUCAAUGUUCUUUCCUACUUCCCUUUGACCAAAAUCACCACCAUUGUGGUGGGAAAUGAUGUCCUCUGCAGUAGAGAUCAUGAAGAGAAGUGGGGUUUGGUUCUACCAUCUCUGAAGAACAUUCACCACUCUCUCAUUAGAUGGGGUUUGGAGAAAGAAAUCAAGGUGUCCGCGUCCUUUUCUGGCGACUGCUUAAAUUCACAUUCAAACUCGUUUAGAGAGGACAUAGCCGCGAAGGUUAUAAAUCCUCUGUUAGGAUUUUUUAAAAACACCAACUCAACUUACUGUGUCUACCAGAAUCUAGAUUUCUCUCCCUCGUCGUCUGAAGCCAUAAACUUGGUCUCUGCUCAUUAUGAAUCCAUCAAGAAGCUUGGGUUGCUUGAACCUUUCCAAGUAUCUGGGUUCAAUGUGGUCCUUUGUACCCAAGAAAAACAGAAACCCAAGAGCAGGAAGCUCUCUUUCAUGAGUUCUAAUGUUGUAGAACCUUAUCCUGCGAGGCCGACCCCAUUACCACCAAUCCAUUCUUCCAUCGGUUUGCCUACCCCUGCAAAUGUGGCCAAAAGCCCUCUAUCCCCAUUGGCAGGGGUCACACCUCCACCAUCGAUGUCCUUAUCUUUCCCACCAGAUGGGUCUCCAGCGGUUCUCCCCUCGAACCCACCUGAUGCUCUCACAUUGCCCCCAUGUAGUGCUAUGGACAUGGGAGCACCAGCGCCGACGCCGGAAACCGGGGAGGAGAAGGGGCUUUGGUGUGUGUCAAAGCCUAGUGUUCCUGCAGAUACAUUACAGGAGGCCAUGAACUAUGCUUGUGGGGAAGGGGGUGCGGACUGUGACGAGAUUAAGCCUCAUGGAAGCUGUUAUAACCCAGAUACGGUUGUUGCCCAUGCAUCUUAUGCUUUCAAUAGCUAUUGGCAGAAGAACAAGAGAAAUGGAGGAACUUGCAGUUUUGGAGGGACAGCCAUGAUCAUUAAUGCGAACCCAAGUUUUCUGCAAUGUCGGUUCAUCCUGAGCUGAGAUGGGUCAUGGGAGACAUGUUUAGAAGAAUAUUUUUGCAGCAAUUCAUUGAUGGAAUGGAAGGUAGGAUGGUUGCUUUUCCUUUUCUUCUUUAUUCCUUGUAAUCUCCUUUUUAGGAUUUAGCAACCGUAACGUUUGGAAAUUUGCUUCCCACUGUUUGUUAAGAGCUUAAAAAGAUGUUCUAUUGUUAUCCACGAAAAGAGAAGUUGCUAAUGUCCCUGCGUAUAUACAUACUCAGGUAGACCUGUAGUCUGUGCUUGGAUUGUCUUUGUAGUUUUGUAUCAGCUUUGUUUUGAGAAACUCUUUGUAGUUGUGUUUGGAAAAUAAAAAAUGAUAGGGGAUUUCUGAUGCCAA